UUACUAAUUACGUCAUAGGGCGAAGUGACAUCUAUAUAUUUGAGGGAGGAACACAGUACUCGAUAGUUCGUGUUUUUAGUCAGUGGAUUAUCGAGCGAAGGAAGUCUUAUAAUACAGUAAAAAUGGGUUUGCAAUUUGGAAAUCUUGCCAAAAUUAGUCGUAUUACAUUUUUCCGCCUCAGUCCAUACGAGCAGAACCCUUUUGCAGGAAUGAUCUCUGAUGGUUUACCUAAUUUCGUACGUCGUGCGCAAGAAAUUUUAUUGAAAGCCGGACCUAUGUUUUUGGGAUCUUACAUGUUGAUGGAAUGGGCAGAUGCAGAAAACCAUAAAAUGCACCGUAAGGAGCAUUAAAUAAAUAUUUAGCUCUUACUAUAAUAUUUAUAAUUAAAGUAACAUGAACUGUGUUAAUAGAAUUAAAAUAGAAUCCUAAAUUAUA
Megachile rotundata (alfalfa leafcutting bee) is the source of this 435-nucleotide messenger RNA. It is a transcript of the gene UQCR-Q, whose product is annotated as Ubiquinol-cytochrome c reductase ubiquinone-binding protein. The record is from RefSeq and is a predicted model, not a curated record. Gene Ontology annotation, biological process: mitochondrial electron transport, ubiquinol to cytochrome c. Gene Ontology annotation, cellular component: respiratory chain complex III. NCBI's taxonomy places the organism in Eukaryota, Metazoa, Arthropoda, Insecta, Hymenoptera, Megachilidae.